AGGUGGGCUGCGCGGGGCCGUCGCACGCCAGCCACGCCAUGGCGGUGCCCAUGGCUUUCUUCGCGCCCGUCCUGCUGUUCAUCGGGCUGGGCCCCCACCUCGCCACUGCCCAUGGCCCCACAGGGGUGGAGUGCGUCCUGUUCAACGAGGAGUACAUGACCUGCAAGUGGGGCAGCAGGGAGACGCUCACCGCCAACUACUCCCUCUACUACUGGUACGAGACCAGGUUGCCCAUGCUGGAGUGCAAGCACUACCUGUGGGACCAGGGGGUCAGCGUCGGCUGCCACUUCAACAAGAGCGAGAUCAUCCAGUUCCAGCCUUUCCACGUCCUCCUCAACGCCAGUGUCAACGGCCAGACCCUGGAGAUCCGCAGCAAGCGCAUGGAGCUGCAGGACCUCGUGAAACCGGGGGCUCCCGUCAACCUGACCAUCCGCAACAUGAGCAGCAACCAGCUGCAGCUGACCUGGAGCUCCCCGUACCCCAAGGCGCAGUGCCUGGAGCACGCCGUCAAGUACAAGAGCAACAAGGACACCAGCUGGAUCGAGCACGGGGUGAAGGGAGACAUCUUCUCCUUCCCCAGCGUGGACUACGAGAAGUACUACACCUUCUACGUGCGCAGCAAGAUCAACAGCUACUGCGGCAGCACCCAGCUCUGGAGCGAGUGGAGCGUCCCUGUGGUCUGGGGCAGAAACACCACCAGCAAGGGUAGGGACGUGCCCACGGCGCCGGCUCCUUCCCCUGCCCCGCGGUGGCUGUGCGCCGGCUGGGUCCCCACCACCAGGGCUCCUCACAGGUCUCGCGGAGGAGCAGCUGCAGAGGUUCUGGAUCCACACGGUUCUCGUCCCCAUCGCCUCCUGCCUGCUGCUGCUGGUCCUCGUCGUCCUGCUGGUGCGCAUGGAGAGGGUUUGGGUCAUCCUCAUGCCCCGGAUCCCCAACCCCAGCAAGAACUUCGACGAGCUCUUCAUCACCCACAACGGGAACUUUCAGGAAUGGGCUGGAGUCCCCAAAGACAUGCUGGAGAGCUUCAAGCCCAACUACAGCGAGAGCAUCUGCCACGUGAGCGAGCUGCCCUCCAAGGAGAGCCACGAGCCCCAGUGGGAUGGCAGCAACCGCCCGCCGGGGGGGCCCGGGGCCCCGGCUGGGCCCCGUGAGCACAGCCCCUACCAGAACAACUACGUGGGGGUGUGACGCUGCCAGCAGCGCUGCCCAAACCCAUCCUGCCCCCUGCUCCCUCCCUGCCCCUGCCAAAUGCCCCCAGUCCCGCUCCCUGCCACGGUGUGCCAGCACCCGUCCCGUCCUCAGCGCUGGGUGUCCAGCCGGGCACAGCCCCGGGGGGGAUCCCUUUUGGGGGAUCCCUUGCUCCGUGGUGCCCAUGAGCACACCGGGGAUGUGUCCCUGUGUGGGGCAGCCCCGGUGGCACCCGGUGACGCCCAGCGGGGACAGCCAGGCUGUGCUCCCAGCCCCCGUGGUGGUGCAGCAGGGCUGGCUGGUGGGGACAUGCAGCCGAAGGAGCACCGAGGGACGGGUGCUGCACUGAGGGACCCCUAAGGGGACAAGCCACCGGGCCACCCCGCUGUCAUCGGGCACCGGGCGAGCACAGCCUGGCCUCUUGCUUGCUUGCACCGCGGGUUUCCAGCUGCAAUAAAGCUCUGCUGCACUUUG
Molecule: messenger RNA, 1662 nt
Organism: Anas platyrhynchos (mallard)
Lineage: Eukaryota; Metazoa; Chordata; Aves; Anseriformes; Anatidae
Gene: IL2RG
Product: interleukin 2 receptor subunit gamma
Biological process (GO): cytokine-mediated signaling pathway
Cellular component (GO): external side of plasma membrane; membrane
Molecular function (GO): cytokine receptor activity; protein binding
Source: RefSeq, marked provisional